Rotaria sp. Silwood1 is the source of this 459-nucleotide messenger RNA. The record is from the annotation of a GenBank genome assembly. NCBI's taxonomy places the organism in Eukaryota, Metazoa, Rotifera, Eurotatoria, Philodinida, Philodinidae.
AUGGCAUCGGUCAAUGCUGCCUCAAAUUCCAACAACGAAAAAUUAGAUUUUAUCACCUCGAGCAAAGGUCAACCGUUAUUAGUGAUGAAUAAUUACAUCUUUGUUCAUACAGACAUAAACAAUAACUAUUUAUGUGGUGGUAAAAAUGAAUAUGAGCAUGCUGCUAAUCCAGAAUUACUUGAAAUUCAUCAAACACGUCAACAAAUAAAACGACAAGUAAUGAAUGAGUUAACACCAAUAGGAGCAGUUUAUGACGAGAAAAUGUCGAAAACAUCUAUGAGUUCAACAGCCAUUGCUAUAUUUCCAACGGUCCGCGAAAUUUACCAAGGUUUUGCGAAGACUCGACGAAAAGCAAUGCCACCCGCUCCACAGUCAUGUAUAUUUGACAUUCCCGAACAAUAUACAUUGACAAUUGACAAUAAAAGAUUUUUAUUAUUUGAUGAAGCUCGUGUUCGAUGA